AUGGCUUUAGAGCAAACACUAGCACUAUCAUCAACAGCUAACCUCUUCUUUUCUAUUCCAAAAAACCCCCUCACAAACAUCAAAAUCCCUAAUUUAUCCCUACACCCCCUCUCCUCCUUCUCUAAGAAGUCCCACCCCAAACGCAGCUUGAAAUGCUCCGCUGAUCACAGAGACCACAACUACAAUCAAACGGCUAUGCAUGCUAAACCUGCCGAUAUUCAAUGGAACAAGGAGCUCUGUAACUCGGUGCACCUCAUCGGCAUCGUGGGAACCCCUGUAGAAAUCAAGCACCUCCCCUCUGGCAAGGUAGUCGCCUGGACACGACUUGCUGUCAAGAAAUCUGCAACCGACACCUCCUGGAUCAAUUUGACAUUCUGGGAUGAGUUGGCGCAAGUUGCUUCUCAGCAUGUAGAGAAAGGCCGCCAAAUAUAUGUGUCUGGUCGACUGAUUUCAGAUUCAGUUGAAAAUGAUGACGGGAAGCUGCAGACCUACUACAAGGUAGUUGUCCAGCAGCUGAAUUUUAUUGAAAGAAGUUCUCCAACAGGACCAUACGACCGCGACUUUAAUAACAUGGCAGCUGGUAGAAAGUUUGGCAAUAACACUGCAAAUGACAUGGGUUCUACGGAAGAACGGUGGCAAGCAUUUUUUGCUAAUCCUUUGGAGUGGUGGGAUAAUAGGAAGGACAAGAGGAACCCAAAAUAUCCCGAUUUCAAGCACAAAGACACUGGAGAAGCUUUGUGGGUUGAAGGCAGGUACAAUCCGCCUUGGGUGAAGUCCCAAUUAGAUAUAUUGGAUGAAAGAAUGGAGUCUUUUCAUGAUCAGGACUCUAGCUUGCGCGUAAGUUCAAUCUCUGGCGAUGAUUUCAUUUCAUUGUCGUAG
Molecule: messenger RNA, 879 nt
Organism: Dovyalis caffra
Lineage: Eukaryota; Viridiplantae; Streptophyta; Magnoliopsida; Malpighiales; Salicaceae
Source: the annotation of a GenBank genome assembly